Molecule: messenger RNA, 7722 nt
Organism: Nerophis ophidion (straightnose pipefish)
Lineage: Eukaryota; Metazoa; Chordata; Actinopteri; Syngnathiformes; Syngnathidae
Product: unconventional myosin-Ic-like
Exons: 33
Coding region: 421-3618 (1065 amino acids)
Biological process (GO): vesicle transport along actin filament; actin filament organization
Cellular component (GO): myosin complex; vesicle; microvillus
Molecular function (GO): actin filament binding; ATP binding; microfilament motor activity
Source: RefSeq, a predicted model, not a curated record
GUAUGUAUGCAUGUGUGUGUGUAUGUAUGCAUGUGUGUGUGUAUGUAUGCAUGUGUGUGUGCAACGCCAUCAAUUAUCCAAAAGGAGGAAAUGGGAUGAACUCCCUUCUCGGGUAUUCCGGGAUCAUAUUUUUUUUCCCCCUCAAACGUCUCCUUUCAACACAUAAAUGUGAAACUGCACACAGCAGUCAGCCUUGCAAGACACACAUCCUCUGCCUGUGACAUCCAUCUUGCGCUCCAUAUCCUCCCUGUGCUCCCUCGGCCCGAGUGCUAACAUCCUCUGGUGGUAGCGAGGGGAAGCCGGCCCUCAGUGUGACUCCCUACUCUACAGAAGCUCCGAGGCCAGGAUUUGGAGACGUGGGUCUUCGCUUUUCAGGGGAGUUCAUUAAGUUAGUUUAGAGGUAAAUCAUAAAAAGGCACGAUGAUGGAGCUGAGGAUCAAGCUGAUCCCAACAGGGGAGAUCAUCCUGUCGCCGGGGAAAAAUGGGGAAAACUACUGCCACCACUGCAAGGUGGUGGGUACUGACGGGGUGCGGGCUAUGAUGGAGUCGGCCCUGACAGCAAGAGAUCGAGUGGGUGUGCAGGACUUUGUCCUGCUGGAAAACUACACAAGCGAAGCCGCUUUCAUUGAGAACCUACGCAAACGCUUCAAAGAGAACCUCAUCUAUACUUACAUUGGCUCUGUGCUGGUGUCAGUUAACCCGUACAAAGAUUUGGAGAUCUACACAAAGAACCAUAUGGAGCGGUACCGUGGGGUCAACUUCUACGAAGUCUCACCACACAUCUAUGCAGUGGCAGACAACUCAUACCGUUCUAUGAGGACAGAGAGAAAGGACCAGUGCAUCCUAAUUUCUGGGGAGAGUGGAGCUGGGAAGACGGAGGCAUCAAAAAAGAUCCUGCAGUACUAUGCAAUUACCUGUCCAGCCAGUGAUCAGGUGCAGACUAUCAAAGACCGACUACUGCAGUCCAACCCUGUGCUCGAGGCUUUUGGCAAUGCCAAGACAUUGCGUAACGACAAUUCCAGUCGCUUUGGCAAGUACAUGGAUAUCCAGUUUGACUUCAAGGGUGCCCCGGUGGGAGGUCACAUCAUCAAUUACCUGCUGGAGAAGUCGCGGGUGGUUCACCAGAACCACGGUGAGAGGAAUUUUCACAUUUUCUAUCAACUGAUUGAAGGAGGCGAGGAAGACCUGCUGAGACGCCUGGGCUUAGAGAGGAAUGCUCAACAGUACCAGUAUCUGGUGAAAGGUAACUGCCCCAAAGUGAGCUCCAUCAAUGACCGCAGUGAUUGGAAGGUGGUGAGGAAAGCCUUGACUGUGAUUGGCUUUAAUGAGGAUGAGGUCGAGGAGCUGUUAAACAUAAUCGCAAGUGUGCUCCAUUUGGGUAACGUGCAGUACGGUGGUGGAGAGGAAGGAAUUGCAUUCAUCACGUCGGACACGCAGAUCAAGUACUUGGCAAGGUUGUUGGGCGUAAAUGGAGCAGUGCUGACGGAGGCACUCACACACAAGAAGAUAAUUGCCAAGGGAGAGGAGCUUAUCAGCCCUCUGAACCUAGAACAGGCCUCUUCUGCUCGGGAUGCUCUGUCUAAAGCAGUGUAUGGACGCACAUUCACCUGGCUGGUUAACAAGAUCAACGCUUCACUAGCAUACACGGAUGACUCUUUCAAGCACUACUCUGUCAUUGGGCUGCUGGACAUUUAUGGCUUUGAGGUCUUCCAGCACAACAGCUUUGAACAGUUCUGCAUCAACUACUGUAAUGAGAAGUUGCAGCAGCUCUUCAUUGAGCUCACCCUCAAGUCUGAGCAGGAGGAGUACGAGGCAGAAGGCAUAACGUGGGAACCCGUCCAAUACUUCAACAACAAGAUCAUCUGUGACUUGGUGGAGGAGAAGUUUAAAGGCAUCAUCUCCAUUCUGGAUGAAGAGUGUCUGAGACCUGGAGAUGCCAGUGACAUCACCUUCUUAGAGAAGCUGGAGGACACCGUAGGAGGUCAUCCGCACUUUGUCACUCACAAGCUGGCUGAUGCAAAGACUCGGAAGGUAAUGGGUCGUGAUGAAUUCCGACUGCUGCAUUAUGCCGGAGAGGUCAACUACAACGUCAAUGGUUUUCUGGACAAGAACAAUGACCUGCUCUUUAGAAACUUAAAGGAGGUUAUGUUCAUGUCGGAGAACAAGAUCCUAAACCAGUGUUUCGACAGAGAGGAGCUGAGUGACAAAAAACGUCCAGACACAGCAGCGACCCAGUUCAAGGCCAGCCUGGCGAAACUUAUGGAGAUCCUCAUGUCUAAGGAGCCGUCAUAUGUCCGCUGCAUCAAGCCCAAUGACUCCAAGCAAGCAAGUCGUUUUGACGAUGUUCUGAUCCGUCACCAAGUCAAGUAUCUGGGAUUGAUGGAAAAUCUGAGGGUGAGGCGAGCGGGCUUUGCUUACAGGCGGCGUUAUGAGGUGUUCCUGCAGAGGUACAAGUCCCUUUGCCCCGAAACUUGGCCAAAUUGGGAGGGUAAACUGUCUGAUGGAGUUGCGACAUUGGUCAAGCACCUUGGAUACAGGCCUGAAGACUACAAGCUGGGCAGAUCAAAAAUCUUCAUCCGUUUCCCAAAGACCCUAUUUUCCACCGAGGAGGCCCUAGAGAUCAGGAAGCAUAGUUUAGCCACAAAGUUGCAGGCAGGAUGGAGGGGCUACAGCCAAAAAUCCAAGUACCAAAAGCUUAGAACUUCAGCUAUUGCCAUCCAGGCAUGGUGGAGGGGAAUCUUGGCCCGGAGGAGGGCUCGGCGUAGGCGGCAAGCUGCUGACACCAUCCGCAGGUUCAUCAAAGGAUUCAUUUAUCGCCACAAGGAACGCUGUCCGGAGAAUGAGUAUUUUCUGGAUUAUGUGCGGUACUCCUUCCUCAUGACACUGCGAAGGAAUCUGCCAAAGAAUGUUCUUGACAAGAGCUGGCCAACACCUCCAGCAGCUCUUACAGAGGCCUCGGAACAUUUGCGCAAGCUUUACAUGCAGAACAUGGUGUGGAUCUACUGCAAGAAAAUCAGUCCUGAAUGGAAACACCAGAUGGAGCAGAAGAUGAUUGCGAGUGAGAUCUUUAAGGAAAAGAAGGAUAACUACCCACAAAGUGUGCCCAAGCUGUUUGUCAGCACAAGACUUGAUGGUGAGAACAUUAAUCCCAAGGUCCUGCAGGCUCUGGGAAACGAGAAGUUGAAGUAUGGCGUGCCAGUCACCAAGUAUGACAGGAAGGGCUACAAGCCUCGUCACCGCCAGUUGCUUUUGACCGCAAGCAGUGCCAUUAUUGUCGAGGAUGCCAAGCUCAAGCAACGCAUUGACUACGAUACUCUUAAAGGUAUCUCUGUCAGUUCCCUCAGCGAUGGCCUGUUUGUUUUGCACGUGCCCAGUGACGACAACAAACAGAAGGGAGAUGUGGUUCUACAAAGUGAGCAUGUGAUAGAGACGUUGACCAAGAUUGCCAUCUGUGGCAACAAAGUAAACAGCAUCAACAUCAACCAGGGCAGUAUAACAUUUACCGUGGGUCAAGGAAAAGAAGGGUGCAUCGACUUCACACCUGGAUCCGAACUGUUGGUGGCCAAAGCUAAGAACGGACAUCUUUCUGUGACUGCUCCCAGACUCAACUCCAGAUGAUUUUCACUCUUUCGUACGCACACGAAAUAACGCACUCAAGGACACCGGCGUGCUUUUUCCCUUAUGCAAUCACUUGACCUCAGACCCUGCUCUCGCUUUAGCCAAUCCGGUACCAGCCUGUCCACAUCCACCACACCCGGCUGGCGCUCGCUGCCAAUUAAAAGAUAAACGAUGCAGCAAUACUAAUGGAAAUAUUUAUGUUUAUAUAUUAUAUUUUUGGUAAUAAUACUGCCGCUGUUUAAAUAUUGUGAUUUUAUACGUGCGGCCAACGAAUAACAAAUAUUUUUGUGGGUUUUUGUUUUUUUUGUACAUUUUCUUGUGAUUUAUUUGGGAACAUGACCAAGCAAACCAAAGAAGGACAACACAGCCAACUGAAUGGGAUUCCUGUGCAGAAGUCAGGGUGUUGUCUUUUACCUCUUUUUAGUGCUUUUUUUUUUUUUUUUUUCCUUGCCAACAUUUCUUGAUAGGUGAGAGAGCCUGUUUUUGCAUGUAGACAAAGUUGAGUGAAUGGUGGACAACGCUAUUGACAAGUAGGUGGCUAUAUACGUACUACUGAAUUCAUAUUCAUACAGCCAGGUGUGUACUCACAUGAUACGCAGGGUGUCGGUAAUGAGGGAACAACUACAUUUACUGUAAGCGCAUGAAAAACUUGAAAUGGAUGAGUGAAAGUGACAAAAGAGAUGAUUGUGCUUUUCCCUUUGACUAAAUGCAUCCUAAACACGGAAAGACACCUUCUCUAUGUUUCCACACGUCUUUCUGCUUGGCUGCUUGUGCUUCUUUAUUGCAGCUUGUGUCGCGUUUAGCCAAACUGGUGUCAUCAUAAGCGGUGCCUAGUUCAAAGUAGUCUGAAUAAUAUUUCAAUAAGCCAUUUUUAUUUGACAUUGACUAGAAUGGAGCUGAAAAGCCUUAUAAGUCGCAAGUUAACUUUUCAAAUGAAAUUUGUUUUUAAAUCGAAUGAAAGGAUCGUGACUGCUGUUGCAGUCACCAGGAUAUAAAACAGUUUGCAUCGUGUUAGCUUGGAUCGUGUUAGCUUAAAAAGUCUUCCAACCCACAAUUGUUAGUAAUAUAAGUUCAAGGGGAUAUUUUUUUUUUAGUAAAAGGGUAUUUUUAUCUGGAAAAUGCUGAAAAAAAAGCAGAAAUAUUAGGAGUGUCCAAAUUUUUUCCAACAGGGAACAAACUGAAAGCAUGCGGGCGUAGAUUUUGAUCUUUUUUAAAUGGGUUAAAAAUAAAAUAGGCUAGUUAUAAAUGAUGGUACUUACCGUAUUUUUCGGAGUAUAAGCCGCUCCGCUGUAUAAGUCGCACCUGCCGAAAAUGCAUAAUAAAGAAGGAAAAAAACAUAUAUAAGUCGCACUGGAGUAUAAGUCGCAUUUUUGGGGGAAAUUUAUUUGAUAAAACCCAACAGCAAGAAUAGACAUCUGAAAGGCAAUUUAAAAUAAAUAAAGAAUAGUGAACAAAAGGCUGAAUAAGUGUACGUUAUAUGACGCAUAAAUAACCAACUGAGAAGGUGCCUGGUAUGUAAACGUAACAUAUUAUGGUAAGAGUCAUUCAAAUAACUAUAACAUAUAGAACAUGCUAUACGUUUACCAAACAAUCUGUCACUCCUAAUCGCUAAAUCCCAUGAAAUCUUAUACGUCUAGUCCCUUACGUGAAUAAUAUUAUUUGAUUUUUUAAGGUAAUGUGUUAAUAAUUUCACACAUAAGUCGCUCCUGAGUAUAAGUCGCACCCCUGACCAAACUAUGAAAAAAACUGCAACUUAUAGUCCAAAAAAUACGGUAGUUGUUUUUUUUUUGUGACCAACUUUUGGUUUAGCCAAACGUUUUUGUUUACCAUCUCAGUUAUCGUAAGGACAAUCGACUUUUUUUCCUGCCUAUCAUUUUGCGUAAUCGAAUACCUAAAUCGAGAAUGCCACGUGUUGGUGAUUCAGUCUCUCUGUUUUUAAUUGAAUAUGAUGCAAAAUAAUCCACCGUGGGGCCGAAGACGCCAAAAAAAUAAAUUUUUAGCACAGUACGAAGGAGGGAUCUCCUCCUCCCUCUUGACUCAUCGCCGUCCUCAUUGGUCAAUCAGUUAUUUACCGUAUUUUCCGGACUAUAAGCCCCACCAGUAUAUAAACCGCACCCACAAAUUUUGGGGAAAAAAUAAAUGUUUUUCAUAUAUUAGCCACACCGGAUUAUGAACCGCAUAUAUAUAUAUAUAUAUAUAUAUAUAUAUAUAUAUAUAUAUAUAUAUAUAUAUAUAUAUAUAUAUAUAUAUAUAUAUACACACAUAUAUACAUAUAUAUAUACAUCCCUGCAAGCCUGUUUUGCAGGUUUCCCUGCGAAACAGGCUUGUAGCGAUGAAAUAGGUAGGAAAAAACACAGAGGCUAACACAUAUAUAUAUAUAUAUAUAUAUAUAUAUAUAUAUAUAUAUAUAUAUACAGGUACAUUGUGAAAUGAAAUAUUUACAUAUAUUAAUUGUUUCCAAACGAUGCCUGUAACACAACUAAUUAUACAGAAAAGUCAUCAAUGUUUUUUUUCAUCCUUUAUGAGGUUAAUAAGAUGUUGUCCUUUUCUAACAACGUUCAAGAUGUUUAUCAGGAUUCUUUUUCUUUGUACUUUAACACUUCGGAUUUUAGCAGUUUUUUAAAGUAGAUUAUUUUAGUACAUUGUUUGAUUUAUUUGCUUAAUCCAUUCAAUACUUUAGCUGUUAGCGAAGGAAAACUCAUAGAUUAGCCGCACCUUUGUAUGAGCCGCAGGGUUCGAAGCUUGGGGAAAAAGUAGUGGCUUAUAGUCCGUAAAAUAUGGUAUAUGUAUAUCACCUUAGUUUGUAAAUUGUAUUAAAAAAACAAUUUUGUGUUAAUAUUUUUAGGUUUUUGAACUGAUUGAAUUGAUUAACUUUAGUUCUUGUUGGAAAAAUUGCUUUGGGAUUUUGUCUGAGUCAGUCUUUGUCGGACUUUUUGGAGCAGAUUACUAUCCAAAAGCGAGGUACUUUUUGUGUUGACCCCAUCGCAAAUGUACGGUUUGGCAUUCAUUGCCCCUCAUAUUCGCGGAUUUUGGAUUGACGACGCUAUCUGCGGGGUCUAAAAGAGUGCUGCAUAUAUUAAUCCAGAAGAGGGUCCUAUCUCAUAGUUAAACUCACUCAACAUUUUCAAGCAGGCAAAUGCUUUAGACAUGAUUUGAUGUUGCGUAACUGUUUUGUAACUACCAUACAUUGUUUGCCUGUCAUUUUUAUUUUUUCUGUAAAAUUGAAUUGUAAAUGUGUUGAAAAAGUGAUAGGGUUUAGACUACAGGAUCAACAGUAGGAUUUUUUUAAAUUUUUUAUUAUUUUGCAGGCCAAUAACAAAAAAAGAUUGGACGUACGUACUUUACAUUGAACAGCAGGGCAUGUAAUGAUAAUAAAAAUGCAGCUCAUAUAAUAAUAUAUUUCUAACCCUUAAAAACACUUGUGACACCGAUGAACGUUCUUAAUGUAGACGGUUUCCCAAUAUUGCUUCCAGAGUUGCAAUUUUUGUGGAUUAGCAAAAAAUUGUUUUAUUAUUAUUUUUUUAAACUGAUUGUGAGGUGGGUGCAAUAUGCCGAGACUGCUGCUUCACUAACAAGCCAAAGAACCAUUUGAUUUCUGAUCAUUAUUUGUUGUAUGAUUUUGAUAUAGUUUUUUGCUUUUAAAUGAUGGGAUAUUGUUUUAUUUCUGAAUGGAGACUUAUACAUUUAUAAUUACAGCAGUAUAUAUAAACGUGUGUAUAGUUUGUGUACUGGUAUGAAUGAGACAGCCAAACCAAGUUUAGUUUGAUGAUUUGGGAAGAAGAAACAUUAAGAAUUGUUUUCUUGUGUUAAUGUGCCUUGUUCGUCAGAGUGAGACCUCCUUGGCAAAAAUGUUUUUCUCACUGCUUUGCCAAAAAAAAAAAAAAAGUUUUUUUUCCCUGUGUAACAGUUUUAUUCAAACAAAAUCCUAAGACUUUAUUUUUUUUUUUUUUUUACCAAAAACUUCUGUUCUCUCUUCUGAUCAUUGUAUAAUCCAAGUAUUCUAAUUGAAUUAAUUAUGCCAACACACUAAGAACCCAAAGAUGCUAUAGUUGUAUUAAAUACAUUUGAAAUGUAAAGUCAAAAUAAUAAUUUCUAUCAAACCUU